AUGGAGUAUUUGGUUCUGAGCGAAAAAAAGGGCACUGAUCUAUUUUAUACUGUUAAUACAGAAUUAUGUACAUGUAUAUGUUUUGUUGGGCUAUCCAGAGCACCAUGUAAACAUCAAGAUGCAGUAGCUGCUAAAUAUCAUGUUGAGUCUCUAAAUUUUUUCCUGUCUUUAAUGCCUAAUGAUCAUGCUUGCUUUGCAUAUAUUGCAUGUA
Messenger RNA from Racocetra persica, 211 nucleotides. The record is from the annotation of a GenBank genome assembly. Lineage: Eukaryota; Fungi; Glomeromycota; Glomeromycetes; Diversisporales; Gigasporaceae.